Molecule: messenger RNA, 2906 nt
Organism: Sorex fumeus (smoky shrew)
Lineage: Eukaryota; Metazoa; Chordata; Mammalia; Eulipotyphla; Soricidae
Gene: SMARCAL1
Product: SWI/SNF related, matrix associated, actin dependent regulator of chromatin, subfamily a like 1
Exons: 18
Coding region: 1-2892 (963 amino acids)
Biological process (GO): replication fork processing; DNA repair
Cellular component (GO): nuclear replication fork
Molecular function (GO): ATP binding; ATP-dependent chromatin remodeler activity
Source: RefSeq, a predicted model, not a curated record
AUGCCCAUAGGUGGUAGCAGACUGAAUUUUCUGUGUAAACGUUUCCCUGUUAAAAUGCCUCUCACAGAGGAGCAGAGGAAGAAGAUUGAAGAAAACCGACAAAGGGCUCUGGCCCGUAGAGCUGAGAAAUUACUAGCAGAACAGCACCGGAGUGUAGGCUCGACCUCCCAUCUUGCUGCCAAACCUUCCCAGACCACCCAGGCUGCGUCCCCAAGUCUCCCCAGGGAUCUUUCAACACCCGGGGACCAUGGUGCCACUCUCAAGCAACAGAACCUCAGUAGUUCACAUGGUGGUGACCACCCAAGACCUCACGAUUCCCAAGAUUUUCAUCUCGUUACACCCAAGCCGGCAAAGGGACUAGGGCAGCAGCAAGAAGCGAUGCCCACGGCCUGCCCAGGCCACAGCCCACCACGUCAAAUGGCAUCCGCCGCCACGGCCUCCGUCUCCCACCCCUGGACACAAAGCCCUUCGGAGUUCACCCGCCAAUUGCUUUCGGGGUUCAAGUCGAGUCAAGCUCCUCCACGGGCUUCUCAGGAGAUCCAACCAACACACUCUCAUGACACAACUCAUGAACUUUUGGGCAAAGGCAAAACAUCAUCCCAAGAGACAUUAGCUUCUUCCUCUGGACAGCCCCCCAAGGACCCUGAUUCACAGACCAAGACAGCGAGGCCAUCCCCGUCCCCGUCAGGGCAGGCCGUUUCCGGCAUUCAGCUGGGUGCAGGGAGUGUGCCUCCCCCCGGGCCGGAAGGAAGAGGGCAAGUGCAGAAGGGCAAGUGCAUAAAGAAGGGAGAUCGGUUCCAGGUGGUGAUCGGCUAUGACGCCAAGCUCAUUGCAGUGUUUAAGAGUGUGCCCAGCAGACGUUAUGACCCUGAGUCCAAGACGUGGAACUUCAGCAUGACCGACUACGGCGCCCUGAUGAAAGCGGUCCAGAACCUUCCGACGGUCACCCUGCAGCCUUUGGAAGAGGCCCCCGGAAACAGGGAGCCCCAGACUGCGGGACCCAGCGACGCCCGCCUGCCUCCAGCGGCUUCGCUCUCCUUUGUCAAAGGGCAGUGCCUGCUCAUCUCCAGGUCCCGCUUCGAGGCAGACAUCGGCUAUUCCGAAGACCUGAUCGAACUCUUCCGGAAGAUGAAGUCCAAGAUUUACGAUGCCAAGACCAGGAAGUGGAACUUUCUGUUGGAGGAGCAUAACGUGUUGAUUGAACAAGCACGCCUCGUUCCCCAAGUUCUGCUGGAGCCUCUGCCCAACACGCUGCUCCAGGCUUUCGCCUCUCAGCUGAAGAAGACAUGCGUGGAAGUCGACAUUCCUGAGGCGGACCUUUCUGGAGUGGACACCAAGCUUGUGUCCAGCCUGCUGCCUUUCCAGAGAGUUGGAGUCAAUUUCGCCAUAGCCAAGGGAGGCCGCCUGCUCCUGGCUGACGACAUGGGCCUGGGCAAGACCAUCCAGGCCCUGUGCAUCGCCGCCUAUUACCGGAAGGAGUGGCCGCUGCUGGUGGUGGUUCCGUCUUCCGUGCGCUUCACCUGGAAGCAGGCCUUCCUCCGGUGGCUACCAUCCCUGAGUGAGGACAGCAUCAACGUCGUGGUGAGCGGGAAGGACCGGUUGGCUGCUGGCCUGGUCAGCAUCGUCAGUUUUGACCUUCUGAGCAAGGUGGAGAAGCAGCUGAAAACUGCAUCGUCUUUUAAAGUCGUCAUCAUUGAUGAGUCACACUUCCUCAAGAACAGUAAGACUGCCCGCUGUCGUGCGGCCAUGCCCAUCCUCAAGAUGGCCAAGAGGGUGAUCUUACUGUCGGGCACGCCAGCCAUGUCCCGGCCCGCGGAACUCUACACGCAGAUCAUCGCCGUCAAGCCCACGUUCUUCCCGCACUUCCAUCUCUUCGGAGUUCGCUACUGUGAUGCCAAGCGGCAGCCCUGGGGAUGGGACUACUCGGGCUCCUCCAACCUGGGGGAGCUGAAGAUCCUGCUGGAGGAGGUGGUGAUGCUGCGGCGUCUCAAGAGCGACGUCCUGUCCCAGCUCCCCGCCAAGCAGCGCAAGAUGGUGGUGGUGGCCCCCGAGCGCAUGAGUGCCAAGACCAGGGCCGCCCUGGACGCUGCGGCCAAGGAGAUGACCACCAAGAACACAAAACAGAAGCAGAAAGAAGCCCUCUUCGUCUUCUUCAACAGGACAGCCGAAGCUAAAAUCCCGUCCAUCAUUGAAUACAUCCUGGACCUCCUGGAAAGCGGGAGAGAGAAAUUCCUCGUGUUCGCCCACCAUAAGGUGGUGCUGGACGCCGUGACUAAAGAACUUGACCGGAAGAACGUGCCACACAUCCGCAUCGAUGGCUCCACAUCCUCUGCAGACCGGGAGACCCUGUGCCAGCAGUUCCAGCUGUCGGAGCGGCACGCCGUGGCUGUGCUGUCCAUCACAGCCGCCAACAUGGGCCUCACCUUCUCCGCAGCCGACCUGGUGGUGUUCGCUGAGCUCUUUUGGAACCCAGGGGUGCUGAUCCAGGCGGAGGACCGGGUGCACCGCAUUGGCCAGUCCAGCUCCGUGAGCGUCCACUACCUGGUGGCCAGAGGCACGGCUGACGACUACCUGUGGCCCCUGAUUCAAGAGAAGAUCAGAGUGCUGGGUGAGGCUGGGCUGUCCGAGGCCAAUUUCUCCGAGAUGACGGAAGCCACUGAUUACCUCUACAAGGAUCCAAAGCAGCAGAAGAUCUAUGACCUCUUCCAGAAGUCCUCUGAGGAGGACGGGAGCGACCUGGAGCUCCUGCAGGCCGUGGAAUCCUUUGACCCCGGAAGUGAUUUCCAGUACGAGGAGGAGCCCCCGGAUGACAGCGUCUCGUCCAGUGCCUCCCCCAAGAAGGGAAGAUUUGAAUUUUUCGAUAACUGGGACAGUUUUACCUCUCCCCUGUAAGAGGUACGGGGUGG